AUGGACAAAUGGGACAUCCUGCCGUUUCUGUUUAAAUCGCUACCCCAAAACGAAAUUAGGGGUCAAUGGACAAAAUGGAAGCGAAAUUUUGAGUACAUCGUAGCUGCAAGUGAAGUGACGAACAAGACAAAGUUGAAAUUCUUUCUCCUGGCCAAAGCGGGCCCUGACGUUCAGGAAAUCUUCCAAACGAUUCCUGGAGCGGAUGUUGUUGAAGAUGCGGAGAAAACUGUGGAUCCGUUCUCUGUUGCGCUAACUAAACUGGAUGAGUACUUCGCUCCAAAACAUCAUGAGUCGAUGGAGAGACAUAUUUUUUGGACGCUAAAGCCGGAAAGCGGAGAAAACUUGGAAAAAUUCAUGCUGAGAGCACGAGAACAGGCGUACAAGUGCAAUUUUGGUACAUCCCAGCAAGAAAGUCGUGAUAUUUGCGUGAUAGACAAAAUCACACUUUUGGCGCCACCAGAUCUGAAGGAGAAGCUACUGCAGCGAGACCAACCAACCCUGGAUGAUGUAUUCAAAAUUGUGGCAUCCCACCAGUCCGUCAAGUACCAAGCGAGUCAGAUGGUGGCUGGUCCUUCGGGGUUGUCCCAAUCAGUAGCCGCAGGUGAUGUCAACCGUAUGUAUGCAUCGUCGUCGAAUCGCUUCUCUACAGAGUGCUCCCGAUGCGGCAGGAAAGGACAUUUGGGUCACGAUCCGGUAUGUCCCGCUCGCGACAAGCAAUGUAAUCUUUGCAAGCGAGAUGGCCAUUUCGCCAGAAAAUGUAAGACACCCAAUACAAAGAGUCUUGCGCAUGGUUCGCCGAUGCAGCUCAAACCACCAGUUCGCGAAAUUCGUUCUUUGAAACAAGUUUCGCAGCGUAUUCGGGCGAUACCUGUAGAAGAGAACGAAUCCAAACCGAAAGAGGAAAUGCAGAGCUUCAUAUUUGCUAUCGAAGACGGUGACGAAUUCAUUUGGUUGAAAGUUGGUGGAGUGAUGAUGCAGGCUCUUAUCGAUUCGGGGUGUAACAAAAACAUCAUCGACGAUCCCAAGUAA
Molecule: messenger RNA, 1029 nt
Organism: Aedes albopictus (Asian tiger mosquito)
Lineage: Eukaryota; Metazoa; Arthropoda; Insecta; Diptera; Culicidae
Exons: 2
Coding region: 1-1029 (342 amino acids)
Molecular function (GO): zinc ion binding; nucleic acid binding
Source: RefSeq, a predicted model, not a curated record